Molecule: messenger RNA, 2520 nt
Organism: Brenthis ino (lesser marbled fritillary)
Lineage: Eukaryota; Metazoa; Arthropoda; Insecta; Lepidoptera; Nymphalidae
Source: the annotation of a GenBank genome assembly
AUGGUUGGCGGAUGUUGCGUAUGCUCGGACGAACGUGGUUGGCCUGACAACCCGUUGGUGUACUGCGAUGGCAAUGGGUGCACCGUUGCCGUCCACCAAGCUUGUUAUGGAAUCAUCGCAGUCCCAACUGGGAAUUGGUACUGCCGCAAAUGUGAGAGCCCAGAGACUAAAGGAAAAGUAAGAUGUGAGCUCUGCCCUUCAAAAUCUGGUGCCCUCAAGCGCACAGAUACAGGUGGUUGGGCCCACGUCGUGUGUGCACUGUACAUACCAGAAGUGCGCUUUGGCAAUGUCACUUCAAUGGAACCCAUUGUACUCAGACUAAUACCCGCGGAGAGAUAUAACAAGACAUGUUACAUUUGCCAGGAACUUGGCAAAACACAUCGCGCCAACGCCGGCGCAUGUAUGCAGUGUAACAAGUCUGGCUGUAAACAACAAUUCCACGUGACAUGUGCCCAGAGUCUAGGCCUGCUCUGUGAGGAGGCUGGAAAUUAUCUAGACAACGUGAAGUACUGUGGCUAUUGUCAACAUCACUACAGCAAGCUGAAGAAAGGCGGUAACGUGAAGACAAUACCGCCGUACAAACCGAUAACGGGCCACGACAGUCAGUCGAGCGAUUCCAGCGAGAGGGAGUGCGAAGCGUCCCCCGUGCCCGCAGGGAAAGCUAAAGGGCCGGGCCGUAAAUCCUCGCACUCGAGCGCCGGCCCCUCUGGUAAAAAUACACCAGUUACUAAUAAGACACCCUCACUCGCGCCACAGUCGCUCGAUAAGAAGAAACCCUCCCCAUCGCGCCGCGGCUCGUCCGCCGGAGACACGGGCAGUAGCAGUAAGACGAGUACUCCUGCCCCCUCUCCCCAACACAACUCGGACACACAAUCACAAUCUAAUAAAGGUUCAGGUAGAUCGACUCCUAACAAUCCGGCUAAGAUCCCGCUACCAUCUUCGUCUCCAAAGCAGCCGGAGAUGGGCGGUGUUAUUAGCUCGAUUGCGUCAAUACCUAUACCUCCAAGUCCGACAACAUCGUCUACGGUGGUCCAGACACCGCCCAAGCCUGUGUACCAGGAGUCGGUGAUAACUAACACUGAAGCGGUAGACACUAAGCAGACGAAGAAAAGGAAGGCGGUCUCUGUGCCCAUGGCAGUGGACUAUACACCCACUACUGAGGCUAAUGUGCAAAGUGAGACAACCGCUCAAGCAAGCACUUCUUGGGAGCCAAAUCACAAUAACGACGCUAAUAUGGAAGGCGUUGAAAAAGUUAUUAAAAAGGCAAAGACAGACAGUGCAGAAGUGAGCGGUCAGCCGAAUCCGAGUCACUUUGCCUGUCUGAGCCCCGUGCCCCCUCCACCACCGCCCCCGCACAGCCCCGCCUCACAACCGAGCCCCAGGCACCUGCCAAGUCCAAUGCCAGGUCCGAGUGGAAUCAACCAAGUGACCAACAUAAGGUCACCGUCGCAUCCACAGUGCGCGAGGGAGCGCGAGCCGCCCGCGUCGCUGCUGGUGUCGGUGCCACUGCCGCCCGCCGGCCACGGGCUCGGCAUCGCCCACGCGCAGAUACCGCCUCCCCCGCCGGACAUGGGCUUGUCGCCGCACAUCUUUCACCAACCGCACAAACAGGCCGCAAUGGAUCCCACCGUGCCUCACUCACCGCACAACGUCGGUAGGAGUGCGUGGGGCGGGCUCAACGUGGCCUACGAGAUGCAAGAUCCUAAUAAGCCUGGCGUAAGCGGCGUGGCCGGCCCGAGCAAGGAGGCGCCUGUGCGCAACAAGAAGCGUGCCGCGAUGGCCACCUCCGUGGUCGCCAUGGCCAACGCGCCCAUGCAGACAGCAGUGCAGAACUUGGCAAGUGUCCGACGACCGCCGCAACCCACCCCGCCGCCCAUGUAUCAGGAAACCAUCAAGGAUUCACCGCCUAGCUCUCCGAGCUCCGAGCGACCACUGAAACCCAAGAUUGAGGCUAAAAGCAGCAUGAGCUCGGCCCCGCACAUGUUGGGCAACGAGCUGAACCCUGAAAGCGGUGCGGCGGCGCGCCUGCAGGAGCAGCUGAGCGCGGAGCUGGCGGCGCACGCGGCCGCCGCGCCCUCCGCCGACGCGCUUGUGCCGCCGCCGCUCGUCAACAAGGCUGGCCCGAGCACCAGCUCCGGGUCCCGAGGCUCGAGCGCCCAAAGCCUCGACCAGCUGUUAGAGAGGCAGUGGGAGCAAGGCUCCCAGUUCCUCAUGGAGCAAGCCCAACAUUUUGAUAUAGCGUCGCUGCUGUCGUGCCUGCACCAGCUGCGUACGGAGAACGUGCGCCUCGAGGAGCACGUCGGCAACCUGCUGCAGCGACGUGACCACCUGCUCGCGGUCAACGCGCGACUGGCGAUACCGCUGACGGCCGUGGCAGCAGGUCCCGGGGAGUCGUCUCGGUGUCCGCGCGAGAACGGCGCGCCGGUGAGAGGCCCGCCCGGCCCAGUGCGACCCAAUGAGACCAUCACAUCUGAUCGACCACAUCAGCUGAUAAUGCGUGAAGUGCAACAAAAGCCCAGC